Messenger RNA from Phytophthora nicotianae INRA-310, 504 nucleotides. RefSeq lists its product as hypothetical. The transcript has a single exon. The coding region runs from base 1 to 504 and encodes 167 amino acids. Lineage: Eukaryota; Oomycota; Peronosporomycetes; Peronosporales; Peronosporaceae. The record is from RefSeq and is a predicted model, not a curated record.
AUGCAUUUUUGUGUGCGGCUGAUACGCUGCUCCUGCGAGGCGUGCGCCAACGAUGUCCCGUACACUCACUGCAAGUGGAGAGGGAAAACGCAGCAGUGUUGUGUGCUGGACAUUGUGACUGUGUGGGAGGCUGGAGCUCAUGCAAGUCGCCGCCGGCCUGAGAGGCGUAUUCGGCUAACAGAGCCAAUGAAGGUGGUUGCCAGGGAAAUGGCGGCUCACCGCCACCGCCCUACCCGGAUUCGAAACGCGCUUCUCCGCGGUUCCAACCUUGGCCAGAACAGCUUGCCAUCUGUUGCAGCGGUGCAGCGAUUUGUUCACCAUUAUCGUGCUGCCCACCUAGGCGGCAGCGACUUCUGGGAUUUCUCGAACUUAGUGCGCGAGAGGGGCUUCACAGGCCAAGAAGAAUUGAUUGAAGGCUUUACUUUCACAUGGAAUAUGGAUGGCGAAGGCCGUCCGGUUGUAGGUAUUGGCACCGACAUGGAUUCGUUUGUUGUGGAGCUCUAG